UCUUGCAUUUCAACACACAACCCUUAGCAUAUUCUCUCAAGUAUUAACCUCAUCAGUUCAUAUUUUUCGUGUUUAUUUUGAGAACAAAUCAUCAUCCAUAACAAUGGUUGCUUCUAGUGUUGUAUAUACCCUUGAAUUAGCAGUAGAAUUCAAAAGCCCGGCAGACAAGUUUUGGGAAGCUUUGAAAACUUGGUCUUCUAUUCUUCCUGAGGUUUUACCAGAGACUUAUAAGAGUAUUGAAGUAGUUGAAGAUGUGGAUGGAGAAAAGAAUGGAUCUGUUACCCUUUGGAAGAUGAAUCCAAGUACAUUGAUUGAAGGGGCUCCUGUUAUGAUGGAAGAGAAGAAGAAAUUAGGAAGUGUGGACGAAGUAACCAAGACAAUAACUUACAGUGUUGUUGGUGGUGAUUUACUGAAGCUUUACAAAAGUUAUGAGCCUAAUUUCACACUUAUUCCCAAGAUUAGUACUAGCGCUAGUGCUGAAAAUGAAGGUGAUGAUAUUGAUGUUGUUGAUGAUAAAGUUGAAGAAAAGGAUGAAAUGGUGGGAGUGGGAGGAGGUACUGUAAAGUGGUCGGUCAAGUAUGAGAAAGUGAAUGAGAUGGUUCCUGAACCUAACAUGGUCAAGGCCAUGAUAUUUAAGACUUUACUCAUCUUGGAUGAGCAUGUCCUCUCUAAGCAAAAUCAAGUGGUCGAGACAAAAAAAGAAAUUGAAAUGAUAGCUAAUUGAAAAUUAAAGGAUGAGCAGCUUAAAUCAUGUAUCUCAUUUAUAGCUUAAUGAAUGUUGUUAAUGUUAUGUUUUCAACUUACACAAUGAGAUAUAGUAUAUCUUUCAUUUCAUGUCCAAAAAA
Molecule: messenger RNA, 845 nt
Organism: Papaver somniferum (opium poppy)
Lineage: Eukaryota; Viridiplantae; Streptophyta; Magnoliopsida; Ranunculales; Papaveraceae
Product: MLP-like protein 423
Exons: 2
Coding region: 104-724 (206 amino acids)
Biological process (GO): defense response
Source: RefSeq, a predicted model, not a curated record